Molecule: messenger RNA, 6010 nt
Organism: Chelonia mydas (Green sea turtle)
Lineage: Eukaryota; Metazoa; Chordata; Testudines; Cheloniidae
Gene: ST3GAL6
Product: ST3 beta-galactoside alpha-2,3-sialyltransferase 6
Exons: 11
Coding region: 649-1647 (332 amino acids)
Biological process (GO): glycolipid biosynthetic process
Molecular function (GO): beta-galactoside alpha-2,3-sialyltransferase activity
Source: RefSeq, a predicted model, not a curated record
GGCCUCAUUUACGCAACAUCCGCUGGCUGCCUUAUGGCAAAGCGAUUGACCUCUGCAGCGCAGGGUGCUCAGCCGAAAGUUGUUUCUGCUCAAAGCCCUGGAAAGCCACGCGGAGACCCCUGUAGCGCGGCCCCUAGGCGGGCUCCAGGGACCGGCUGCGUCGGGCUCCGGCGGGUGUCCGGCCAGUUCAGCGGGGGCGGGGGGCGUCUCCGUUUCCCCUAACCAGAGACGCGCUCCGAGAAAGCAGCAGUCGCCGCAGCAUCUGGCAGGAGGCGGAGCCCGCCCCGGGCUCCUGGACGCCGUCUCCCGCUUUCAGGGCACUUAGACGCAGCUCAGCCCGGGCCAGCCAGCAGCGCCCUCGCAGCCUACCCCCAGCAUGCGGCGGGCGGCGUUCCCCAGCUAACCCCCGCCCACGCUUGUGUGCUCCGCAGCCUGGGGCAGCGAGCGGGGCCGGAGUGCCGCAGCCGGACGGGCACAUGCAGUCACUGUCCUGAACUGAUGGAAAUUAGGGGACGGCUGUGACAUCAUUAAGAAGGCCCAAGAAGCCAAUCCCAACAUGCCUUUGGACAUUCCAUUGAUCGAAGCCUGACUUUAUUAAAAUGUGAUGGGGGAAAAAGAAAAAGGCGGUAUCAAUUAAAAGUUAGCAAUAUGACCGGUCUGCCAGUCAUGAAACGGAUUCUGCUGAUGAUUUUCCUGGCUGCUGCUGUUAUGUAUGGUAUACUUCUGUGGAAGACAAAUGUCUAUUUGCUGCCGCCUACAGCUAUACGAAGAAAAACUGGACUAGAAAUGUGUAAAUUGGAGCCACCAUUUGCGUCUUUAUUGAAAGGUCAGCAAAUAUAUCCAUUCCUAUGUGUUAAUGACUUCAUGAAAGUAGCACUGUCCAAUGGAAAUGAUAAGAUUGAGUUACCUUAUGGAAUAAAGAGAGCAGAGAGUUAUUUUCACCUAGCCCUUUCAAGACUGCAUAACUGCGGACUAUUCAGUGAAGAUGAUGGUGUUUUCUGUAGAAGGUGUGUUGUUGUUGGUAAUGGAGGAGUACUUCGAAAUAAGACACUAGGGGAGAAAAUUGACUCCUACGAUGUGGUAAUAAGAAUGAAUAAUGGUCCCGUCAUAGGGUACGAAGAGGAUGUUGGAAGGAGGACAACUUUCCGACUUUUUUAUCCAGAGUCUAUUUUUUCAGAUCCAAUUAACUAUGAUCCUAACACUACUGUAAUUCUUCUUGUCUUCAAACCACAUGACUUAAAGUGGCUCUGGAACAUACUGAGUGGUCAUAAAAUAAAUACUAAUAGUUUCUGGAAGAAACCCGCCUUGAAAAUGAUAUAUAAAGCUAACCAAAUCAGGGUACUCGACCCUGUCAUUAUCAGAAAAACAGCACAUGAAUGGCUUCAGUUUCCAACAAAGUUUCCCAGAAAAGAAAAACCCAAACAUCCUACAACAGGGCUAAUUGCCAUCACAAUGGCAUUUCACAUAUGCAGUGAAGUUCACCUGGCAGGCUUUAAGUACAACUUCACUGACCGAAACAGUUCUUUGCAUUAUUAUGGCAAUGAGACCAUGUCUGAGAUGAUUGAGAAUGGAUACCACAACAUCAUUGCUGAGCAAACGUUUUUGAAGUCGCUUAUAGAUAAGAACUUUGUGAUCAGCUUGACAUGAGACUGAAUAGACAAUGGCAGAAUGAUCACUAUUUUCAACAAGAUAGAUUUUAUUUUUUGUACUGUAUUUUUAUUUUUUAAAUGCCAUAUCUAUUACUGAAAUAUUUAAAAGAAGCACGGAUGCCUCAUAAAGGUGGUGGUAGUGGAGUGCCACUGUCUAAGACUGAUGAUGAGUCGCUAUCUCCUGGACACAAGUAGAGUGAACUGAUGUCUGUGACUCUAUUUAAUUAUGAAAAAAUACAACCUUCAGCUAAAAAAUAUCAGGGAUAUAUAAAAAUAUGAUGCACACCAUUUAUUUAACAAUAAGAAAAAAAAUUUCAGCAACUGAUUUCAUUUCCGUAUCUUCCUUUCCUGUUGCCCAGAGACUUGAAAGGCUAUGAAAUAAUUGAUAAAGGGAUACAAAGUCUUUCACCCCUCUCUUCUGGUUUGAAAACGAUUUAGGAUAAGUGUAUCUGCAAAUCAUUACUAUCUGAAGGAUGUCUAGUAGUUGUACAGUAUAUAAAGUGCAUUUUUAGUCUCAGUCCACCUCCCAGAGGGCAGAUGUCCACAUCAUAGAAAAUCACCUUCAUAAUUCACACAAACUGGUGUUUUCUUGUUGUCUAUCUCAACAAAGAGGCCCCAGACUGAACUGCCCAUGGACUUCUGGAUAUAUCAUGUGUACACCUGGGUUGGAGACCCACUGGUAUAACAGUGUGGGGAAGUCUGGAUUGAUUCUGCUCAUGCUGUAUCUAAUUUAUGGAUACAUUUGUUCUCAGUGCUGUCAGUCUGAUUUAUUUCACAAGCACCUGAAUUCAUUUUUAAGAGGUAAGCACAAUCUCCUUUAAACUGUGGAAUUAUAGAAGAGUUUUAAAUAUUUGAGUUGUUUUGACACUACUGUGCAGUAUUGACCAUUUUCAGAUGGAUUCGCAACCAGAACACCCCAAUGAAUAUGAACUAGAAUCUUGAGUUUGUAAAUUAAAAUUUCUUUCAAACAAAAUGUCUCUGAUGGAUAGAUUUCCCUCCCCUCCCCAAACACACACACUCCAGAAGCCUUUGCACUUCUUAUUCUCCCAAAGAUGAAGAUAUAUUUUCCAAAACAGCACAAUUCCCCUCACCAUAACAGGUAACUGUGAAGGGUUUCAAGAGCACCAAGAGAUCAUCACAUGCACCAAUCAUCUUCUGUAUUUCUUGACAGUAUGAGCAAAACAGCAUCUGAGACACACAUUGACCAAUUCAGGGAAUUACAAUUUUGUUUUUAUCUGGCAAUUCCUUUGUCCUCCUUUCCUUUUAUUUUUUCCUGUUCUCUUGAGUUUUAGGCUGUGUGUGUGUGUGUGUGUGUGUGAGAGAGAGAGGGUAACAGUUUCAAAAGUGCCUAAGUGAUUUAGGCAACUAAAUCCUAUUUUCAAACGUGAUUUACGUACUUGGGAGCCUAAAUCCUAACUCCUAAGUGCCUUAGUCAUUCUGAAAAUGGGGCCUAGACUUCUAAGUCACUUAGGGUCUUUUGAAUUUUUUUACUCAGGAUCUUUAACUAUAAAAUGUUUGGUGGGAUAGUCAUAUAUUGUGAACCAGUUGUCUCACAGAAGUCCAAAGUAGCUCUAAGUGAAAUCUGCUUGAGAAUGUCACCAGGAGCUAUGAAGGCCUAAGUUGCAAAGUAAAAUUCCAUUCUAAUCAUCCUAUAAGGUAUAUUAGUCAGGGGAGGUACGUUUUAAAGCUCUGUGGUCAAUUGAUUGAUCUUCUAGGAAUCAGAAAAUCACAAAGAAGUAUGUUUCAAAGGAAUUUUGAAAGUGGAUAAAAUAAUCCAAUAUUCCACAGCAGUAUAUAUUAAUUUGAACAGAGAUUAAUCUAAAAAACUAGGAGUGCAGGAUUGCCUUCUUCAGAAAUGAGGGCAUGAAGCAAAAGACUGAAUCUUGCUAUAGAGUAUUGACCACUUUUUCCUUGCAUCAUAAAUGUAAAAGUAAGCAAGUACCUGGUUUAGAUUAGAGUGAAGUGGUCGAAGAUUUUCUAUUACACAUUUUCUAUUUCUGUCUGUCAGAAUUGUUACAAGUAUUUUAAAAAAUUUAUAUGGGUCUUACCCUCUCUCUCUCUCUCUCUCUCUUUUUUUUUUUUUUUUUUUUUUUUUUUUUAGCUGCUUGGUUCUAAUGAGUGCCAUAAUUUUUUUUAUCCCCGAUGGUCUCAAAUUAAGCUUGUUGGAUUAGUCAGGCCUAAGCUCUAGUGAGGCCACAUCAUACUACAUUUUGUAAGAACAUGAUGAUGUUGAGUAAUUCCAAAUGUCUUUAGAAGGUGAUAUUGAGGCUCUUGCUCUGUUAAUCAUGUUUUCACUAUUUUUCUCACCUCCACACUGCCAUCAUUUUUUAGGCCCUUGCUUGAAAAUUUGUACGCAAAUUGAUCCAUUGUUUUUCACAAGACCUUGAAGCUGGCUAGCAUUCAUUUCAAUUCAUUUAAAAGGCUUGUUUGUGUGGAAAGAAAACCAUGAGGAGGUGCAUCAGAAUUACAGUCAUUAUUUUUAUAUGUCUAGUGCUGUUGAGAGAGGUUUUUAUGUAAUUACUACAUGUGUGGCUUUCAAAAAGCACUCCGCAUCAGUGCUGGCCUAACUCUGUACCCCUUGAAGACAUUGGUAAAACUCCCACUUCCGUGGAAGCAGAGUUAGGCCACAAGUGAAAAUUCUACCUUAUAAAACUAGGAACACGGCAGCCUCAUGCUGGUCCAACUACAUGAGGUCUCUUAAGUAUCUGUAUAGAACCCGUUACAUUCUGGCAGUAUAUAGGCAGUAAAGACUUGUACCAAAGUGUCCAACUGUAUCAAAGUGUCAGCGUUUAGUAUGACAGUAUCACAGGAUCGCUUUCCAAAAUUAGCUAUAUAAUUUUCCCUCUCCUUUUGAGCAUCCCCUGAUAUUUAUCUUUGUCAUUUCUCUUUCCUUUCCUUUCCUUUCCUUUCCUUUCCACCUUCUUCCUCAUUGAAGAAGGGAUACAGCAACACAUAGCUUUGGAGAAGUGAUUGUUCCUCAUCUAUACUUGUUCUCCAAAUUGGUGUCGUCCAUAAAUCUACUCUCAUCCACCUACAUCUUUUCUUAAGUUCCUGUCAUACAGUUUUUUGUUUGUUUGGAGACAUAGAAAUAAGUUAUGGGUAGGUUUCAGCCAAAAGAGCUGACAAUUGGGGUUUGUGACAGUCUAGUUAGUCACCUAAACUAUACACACAUCACCAAAUGGUGACAACUGGGAAGGGGGAGAUGGUUGUGAGGGAAUGCAAAGAGAACAAAGUUAAGCUUUCAGAGCACUCCAAUACAUGCUUUGAAUGCUACAUAUAGAGAGCAGAGGGUACUGUCUUCAGAAAGCAUAAUUUAUGGGUAAGUAAUUUUAUCUUUGAUACUAAGCAGUGAAAUAAUUAUUACAAAAAUUUUUUUGGUAGCAUAAUGCAGGCUUUAUAGAAUUCUGUAUACAUUGGACCUGUUUCUCCACUGCCAUGUACCCUGUGUAGUUAUUUACACCUGGGGAAUGUGGACACCACAUGGUUUCAAAUCAGAAUAGUAGCAUUUUGCACCCAUGUUGCACAGGUGUAAAUAACUACACAAGGUGCUAGGUAGUGGAGAAUCAGAAUCAUGGUGUCUGUUUUAAAUAUAACACACAUUUUCCAGGUCAUCCUGUGCCACUGUUAUUCCAACUUGCCUUGAGAUUUUUCUUUUUAAAAAUAAGUUGAGCAAUUGGAGGAGGAACUUUUUCUAAGACUCGCUUUCUACAAUGGGCCACUCUAUUAAAAGCUGCUUUUUAAUUUGAUAUCUGCAACACUACAAGUUGAAUUCCAGGAUACUGCAAGCUGUAGUUCCAUGUACCGUGCCAGUAUAACUGUGCCGAAUACUAAUGAAUUUAUUUCUGUUUUCCUUCUGUCAGCUGCAAUAGACCAUUUGCUUUAAGGCCCCAAUCAAAACACCACUGAAGUGAAGGAGAGUCUUCAGUGGCCUUUGGGGAAGAUUCUUAAAGCAAUGGACUGAGCUUGCUGUGUUGUGAAAGUUAUCUUAAUUUCUUAAGCUGUAACAAUUAAGGGCAAUUCUGAGAUGUAACUAAAAGACAGGUUACAGAUUAAUGCACGAAGGAUGAAUCUGUGAGUGUUUAAUGCACAUAUGUAGAUUACAUUUCAAAUGAAAAUGUAUUAUUCCUAUUUUGGAAUGACAAGAAGGGUGUUUAGUAUGUGACGUGUAUUGUUAUGUACACAAAUAAUAUACUUAUCUUUUUUCCAAAUACCCUUAAAGGGCACCUUUACAUAUUUUCUUAACCUAAAAUAUGGGAACAGGGGUGUUGUUUGUGUGGCUGUGUUUGUUUUAAUAAUUUUAAGAGUAUGUGAAAAUCAAUGUUUUGUUUUUCUGGUUUCAAUAAAUAUUUGGUUUCAUUUGC